Messenger RNA from Saccostrea cuccullata (small rock oyster), 943 nucleotides. RefSeq names its product glutamate carboxypeptidase 2-like. The transcript is spliced from 8 exons. Gene Ontology annotation, molecular function: carboxypeptidase activity. The record is from RefSeq and is a predicted model, not a curated record. The annotation marks the transcript as partial. NCBI's taxonomy places the organism in Eukaryota, Metazoa, Mollusca, Bivalvia, Ostreida, Ostreidae.
CAGUUAGGUAUUGUUUCCAUGCUCUCCAUUCAUUCUCAGCUGCCUGAACUUUGAGAGCCUGUGUAAUGAAUUGAAGAAGGAAUUAUCAACGAGCUUAUUUUUAAUGUCUGAAUUUCGUCAGCGAACCAACGCCCCCGGGUAUCAACGAUAUGAUGACGACGGAUCCGAGAGAGACCCCCUCUACAGUGGAAAAAGAGGAAAGUGCAGAACGAACACCGUUUUCCACCAUGACCGUUGACUCUGAGGAUGUUUAUAAGAAACCAGGAUGGGGUCGAUGGCAGUACUUAGUGGUGUUUGUAUGUUCUUUACUUUUCUUCGGAGUCGGAAUUGGUAUAGGUUAUGCCAUUGGUCAGAACCAAUCGGAGCAAACAGUUCCACAAGGAGGAGACAGUGCCCCGGUGACAGCCACAGAUCCACCCAGGUUGUCAAAUCCAGUGGAAACCAUUCGAAGCCAUAUCAACAAAGAAAAUAUCAAACAAAACCUUAGAAAAUUCACAAGCCGUCCGCGCAUGUCAGGAACUCCAGGAGGAGAUGAGUUGGUGCAGAUUUUGCACGACACUUGGAAAUCCUACGGCAUUGAUGAGGUCAAAACUACACCAUAUGACGUAUUGAUGUCGUACCCUAAUAAAACAAAUCCAAAUAAGGUCCAGCUUCUGACGUCAUCAAAUGAGUUAGUUUUUCAGUCUGCUUUGUUUGAGCCAGCUUUGGACGAUUUGAGUAACAAUUCCGAAAUCAUUCCACCAUUUAAUGCUUACGCAGCGGCAGGUAUAAGUGAGGGUGAUCUGGUCUAUGCCAACUAUGGCCGGAUAAAAGAUUUCCUAUAUCUCAUAAACAAUAAGUCCAUGGACCUGAAGGGCAAGACAAUAAUCGCAAGAUAUGGCAAGAUCUUCCGCGGUGACAAGGUACACCAAAUUGCACGUGCAUUUUACUGCCAAUUAUCAGG